AAUGCCACUGUCCUACUUCAACCGCACGCUUCGAUUACUCGAUGCUCCUCGCAAGACGAGACGGUACAGCGAAGGCCAAUCCUCAUCAGGAGGAGUUGCCACCCGGGUGAUUGUGUCGACGGCAACGGAGCCCUAUUGGAAUUUGGCAUUCGAAGAAUAUUUGUAUCACGAGAGAAGGAAGUAUGAAGACGAUUCAAAAUGGAUUUACUUAUGGCGCAAUAAGCCUAGUGUGAUCAUUGGACGCAAUCAAAAUCCUUGGCAAGAAUGCAACGUUCCUUUUAUCGAGAAGAAUGGAAUCAAUCUCGUUCGUCGUCAGAGCGGUGGAGGGACCGUUUAUCAUGAUUUGGGUAAUACCUGUGUUACCGUUCUUUCAGCUAAACACGAGCCGCAUCUAAACGUUGCAUUUACGUGCCGUGCUGUUCAAUCAGCUUUUGGCAUACAGGCUUAUCCCGGUCCUCGAAAUGACAUUUACCUCGAUGGCUGCAAAGUGUCCGGGUCUGCAUUUCGCGUGUCUUCCAUUGCUUCCUAUCAUCACUAUACUUUGCUCGUCAACACCGAUCUGUCCACGCUGAAAUCUGCCCUUCUUCCUAUUCAUCGUCCGUUUGAAACCAAGGCGAUAUCUAGCGUCCGAGCGCCUACGAAAAACCUCGGCGAAUGUUCGACGAAGGCGAUAACGCACGAAAUUUUAUGCGAUGUACUAGAAAAACAUUUCAAAUUGGCUUUCCCUGGCGAUUGCUGGGUCGUUCGCGAGGAGUACCAUUUAGAGAGAAUCCAGUCCAUUCACUUCGUGGCUAAGACCUAUGAAGAAUUCAAAAGCUGGGAGCACAUCUACGGAAAAACACCCCCGUUUCAUUUGAGCUUUCAAGGCAGUUUGGGAUCUAAACUUUGCAUUAUUGACAUUUAUGUGAACAACGGAAUGAUCAAGGAAUUCUCGGUUUCGCACCCUACCCUGACGGAUGAAUCCAAGAGGGCGCUUCGAAAUUCAGUGAUAGGACUUCGCUACGAAUGGGCAGACUUCAAUUCGUGCUUGAAACGUGAGGGGUUUGUAAUUCAUGAAAAUUCAGAAACAAAAAAUUUGAGCAAUAAAAAUGUAACGCGUUGACUACCCAUACGCAGCAAACAAGCUACUUCUCCUGGUCUCGUGGAGCAAGCUUGGUCGUCUCACUUUAUGAAGGGUGGAUUUUCAGCGUGGCGAUCCGCAGUUCGAAGACACGAAUGAUAUUCGCUUUAUUUUAAAGUGGCUCAUAAUCUAAAAAAACAGGUUCAUGGAUAGCGCUCACCCUCUAUCUGCCAGGAGCUCUGCCCGUACCGACAACUUGCUGUAAUUCGAUCAUAUCACACCCAGGAGCUACAGAAGUUGUUUAUGGAAUAAAAAGAUAAGCCUCUCACUUUUCAUCUCGCGAGGGGGAUCACGUGAAUUCACAGGUGAUCAUGCCGAUUGACUCUAUCCCAUAUAUGUCUAGCCACCAACUGUUUUCUGGGUACUUUGAAAAAGCAAAAGUUGUACCAGUAAAUUUACCCUCACUG
Molecule: messenger RNA, 1527 nt
Organism: Schistocerca gregaria
Lineage: Eukaryota; Metazoa; Arthropoda; Insecta; Orthoptera; Acrididae
Product: lipoate-protein ligase A-like
Exons: 2
Coding region: 2-1102 (366 amino acids)
Biological process (GO): protein lipoylation
Cellular component (GO): cytoplasm
Molecular function (GO): lipoyltransferase activity
Source: RefSeq, a predicted model, not a curated record